AUGUGUUGAUGGAAUCAUGAAAUUAUAAAUUAUAUAUAAAAAAAAAGGAUUAUUUAAACUACAUUUUAUUUAGAAUUUUAAUGAUAUUUAUGCUUAAUGGAUUGAUAUGUACGGAUAAAUAUUAUGUAAUCGUAGGGUAACCAUGAACUUUUCGCGAAUUUAUUUUGUACUUUCGAGGAAUUUUGACAUGGAUCAAGAAAUAUCGCGUCAACAACAUUAACAACAAAUUAAUUAAAUCAAUACAAUUAUAUUACAGAUAAAGAAAUGGCAUACUCCAGUUUGAAAGUCGCUGAACUUAAAGAAGAAUUGACAAAGAGAAACUUACCAACAGAUGGUACAAAGCCUCAAUUGAUUGCUAAACUUGAAGAAGACGAUUCCAAGAAAUCUUCAGAAGGUGCAGCUACUGAAGAGCCAAUUGCUGGAGAAGAAGAACCAAAACAAGAGGAACUAUUAGAAGAAGAAGGAGGAGAUGCUGAACAAAAGCAAGAAGAAACAGAAACCCCAGCUACAGAAUCUAAAAAGGAAGAUGAAUUAACACCUGAAGAACGUAAGGCCACUGCAAUUGAAUUUUUAAAUAAGAAAAUCCAAAGAGCCAAGAAAUUCGGUACUGAAGAAGAUGUUGAAGAGAUUAAAAAAUCUUUACAACGUGUUGAGAAAUUUGGAGUUGAAUUGGGGACUUCAUUAGCUAGAGAAAUCGGAUUAACUAGUAAAGAAAACUUGGAUGGUAGAAGAAGACACCAUAACAACCAUAGGGGAAACAGAAAGUUCAGAGGCCGUGGCCGUAGAUAGAACUAUCGGUGUAUAAUAUUGGAAUUCUUGAUGAAAAAAAAAGUGUAUAAUAAAUAAAUGAAUAAAAUGUCGC
This is a messenger RNA of Hansenula anomala, 862 nucleotides long. RefSeq names its product Tho1p (gene THO1). The record is from RefSeq and is a predicted model, not a curated record. Gene Ontology annotation, cellular component: nucleus. Gene Ontology annotation, biological process: poly(A)+ mRNA export from nucleus. The transcript has 2 exons. Bases 265 to 789 code for a protein of 174 amino acids. Lineage: Eukaryota; Fungi; Ascomycota; Saccharomycetes; Phaffomycetales; Wickerhamomycetaceae.